Molecule: messenger RNA, 3919 nt
Organism: Xenia sp. Carnegie-2017
Lineage: Eukaryota; Metazoa; Cnidaria; Anthozoa; Malacalcyonacea; Xeniidae
Product: spectrin beta chain, erythrocytic-like
Exons: 22
Coding region: 258-1844 (528 amino acids)
Biological process (GO): actin cytoskeleton organization
Cellular component (GO): cortical actin cytoskeleton; cell junction; cell projection
Molecular function (GO): actin filament binding
Source: RefSeq, a predicted model, not a curated record
ACGCAAGCGGUUGCUCUAAGAGAAUUCCUCAAAGGAAGAAUCGUUUGUAUAUAGUUGUCGAGUAGUUAUUGAGAGGUACAUAGUUAUAUGAAUUUAUAGAGGAAUGAGUUUCAUUCAAAAGAUUAUAUAAGUUCCAUAAUAACCUCAUUUGGCAGCACUUGCGGAGCUUCACUUUCUUGAAAACACCAUACUUCAUGUUAUAUUAACGAGUACGAAAACACGGCAUACUUUUUAAGGAAAGAUUAACAAUUUUGUUGAUGGCUGGAUUUCUAUUACAUCUCUCACCUUUUGUUGAGUACUUUGCGAGUACAGAUUUAAGGAUGAAGCAGGAGAAAAAGAUGCAUAUUUACACUAAAUGGAUCAACUCAAAGCUUGAAAAAACGCAUCCUCCUAUAAAGAAUUUAUAUGAAGACUUAAAAGAUGGUCGUGUUAUAUUUUCGCUACUCAACGUCUUGUUAAAUAAAAAAAAGAAUACAGAGAAACCAGAAAAAAAUUCUUCCAACUACGAAAAUGUUCAAGACGUCCUUACAGUUUUAAAGAAAAGAGGGUUAGAAAUUGACAUAAUAGAAAGUGGAGAAAAUGCCAAAUGGAAUGAAAGGGAAAUUCUUGCUCUGAUUUGGCAGAUAAUACUGCAUUUUCAGAUUGAAACAGUUUUACCAGAUGAGUUACUAACAACUUUGGAAGAUAAAGAUUCGUCAUUGCGGACGAAACAUCUUUUAGAUGAAGUUGAAGAGCGGUUGUUGAAAUGGAUACAGGAUGUUCUUCAAGGAAUGUUUGUGGUAAAUGAUCUUGAAAGCAGCUGGGAAGAUGGUUUUGCAUUUUUGUUUCUUCUAUCUGCUUUUCGUCCAUCUGCUGUUGAAAUGAGCAAAGCACUAAAAAUGUCUUCUCGUGAGAGGCUGAAGUACUCAUUUGAUGUUGCAGAGCAAGAAUUCGGUGUUCCUAGCUUGCUGGAUCCUUCGGACGUUGAAAAAGACGAAGUUGAUAAAGAACGAAUGUUGAUAUAUUUUUCUUCAUUAUAUGAAGUCCUGAAAAAUCAUGAAGUAAAAAAGCCUUUACUAAUGCCAGAGAUUUAUUACACCAUUGUGUAUUCAAUGAAAAGAGUACAAGAGAUGAUGGACAAGGUCACAAACAAAUCGACUGGCCAAGUGAGAACAAAAGAAUUGAGCGAAAUUCAAAUGGAAUUAUUGGAAUUACGGAAGAUGAUUCAUCAAUUCAAUAACAGAUAUAACGAUAUCUUUCGAUUCCAAAGUUUUGAUCACGAGGAAUUUUGUCAAGUCAUGAAGGAUUUUGGUGAACUUAGUAAACGUUGGUCAGCACUUAACAACAAAGAAAUCCCAGGCUCAAGAAGAAUCAUUAAUAGUGCUCAUUUAACAAUUGGAGACAAAGUUAUCGAGAUCGAAUCUGUUUCCUCCAAUGCAAUUGUCCUCAAGUACAAGAUUUUAUAUUAUGAAAUUAUCACUGUCAUCGAAAUGAUUGAAAGUAACAUUAGAGUUAUUAAGAAAGAUAAACAGAGCCAGCAGACGGCAGCAUUGAUUGGUGAGAUUAUUCAAAUGAUGGAUCAGGUACAAGAAAUCAAGAUUAAACAGUUAGAAGAUCUUAUAAGUGAAGUAAACAUGGCUGAGAAUGUUGACUCAAAAGAACUUGAUGAAUUGAAUAAAGAAUUUGAAGAUUUUGAAUCUCGUCUUACACAUAUUAAGGAUUUUCUUUCAAAUACGAAUAGUUCCAACAGCAGAGUUCCAACAUGGCAGACGAUAAGAAAAAGUAUAAUUAAGGUUGUAAUGAUGUAUAUAACUUCUUCUCGCAUUGCGCCCUUUUCUGGAACUUAUAAUUUAAGACAAUCUUAAGCAUGUUUUAUACAAUUUAUAUUGGUUUAUAACUUUCUAAUCAAACUUUCUUAUUUACUGUUUCUCAUGAAUCACGAGAAAACCAUCCAUAGGCUUCAUGGCAAACAAGGAUUAAGUGGCUCCCUUUAAGUAACAUGCAACGCUCUAGUACUCAAUUAUCUCAGGGUAUCAGGAGGCAUGGACCGAAAACGGGAUUUUUCUUUUUUAAAUUUGUCUUUUUUUUACAAGAAUUCCUCUCAUAAAAGACACUUGAACAUCCAAGGAAACUGAAAGGUUCAAACAUAUCCUGCCUUGACUUAUAAAUUAAACAAACUCUAAGCAUGUUUAUACUUUUUUUACAUGUUACCUUUUACAGUGUAGCAUUCUCAUAAAUCUCUCGUGAUGAACGAGAGCCUUCUUAUACAAUAUAAUAUUCUCAUCAUGAACGAAAGCAUCCACAGGCCUCGUGGAGAAAUGCGAUUAUCUACUUUUUUCUAAUGCAAUUUCUACAAAGAUAACAUUUAAUAAGCCAAGAAAUUUUAAUCAUCUAAAUGAAACCUCGCUUUCAAUCUUUAUGUUAUAAAAUUUUGAUUCAUUUUGGAUGAUAAAUUUCGUUUUACCUUAAAAUAUUUUCAUAAUUCAAUGUAGAAAGUAACUUCUCUUCUACAGUAAUUUACGGAUUAAACAGCAAAUUUUUCGGAUUCAAAGGAAUUCUUUUGAUUGCAUAGAGACAGCCGUCCAAUUUAUUACAUAUCUAAGCGUAUAUAACGCAUUUCCAAAUCACGUACAAAAUUUCCCUCACAUGACCAACUUACCGUCUAUUUAAAUGAUGUGUGUAAUAAAAAGAACUCUUUAAUCUUAAAAAAAAAGGUAAGUUAUUGCCUUUUUUGAAAUUGUAACGAUGUACUUCAAUUUUCUAAUGUAUUAAUUAGUUCGCAAAAUUUGAAACCUUUUUUUGUUUGUCAAGAAUGAGCCUUUUAUAUCUUUUAAAACACCAUCCAUGGAAAUUGAUGGCGAUGACACAAAGAGAGCCUCAACUCAUGACAUCGUGUUAAGUUAUAAAACUACUUACCCAACAUAUUGUCAGCGGUUGAGAGACUGGAAAAGAGGAUCAACAAGAUGCAAGCCGAGAAUCUAAGCCAGAAGAACGCAAAAGAAUUGAAAGUAAUCGACAUAGAAAUGCAAGAAUUACAUAAGGUUUUAUGUCAAAUGCACAAUGAAAUGUCUACAUCCUUAGAAGUUGAUCCAAAGGAAUUUUCAAAAAUCCAAAAUGAAUUGGAAAAACUGAUUGAGCGAUGGUUGAUACUUGUAAAAAACAAUAAUAAAAAAAUCAUGAGACAACCAGCCAUUGUUCGAGAAAUCAAAACGAGAAAAACUGCUCACAGUGCUCAGUUAACAAUUGGGGACAAAGUUAUUGAGAUCGAAUCUGCUUCCUCCAAUGGAAUUGUCAUCAAGCACAAGAUUUUAUAUCAAGAAAUUAUCACUAUCAUCGAAAUGAUUGAAAGUAACAUUAAAGUAAUUACAAAAGAAGAACCGAGUCAGAAAACGGCUGCAUUACUUGAUGAGAAUAUUCAAAGACUAAACCAGCUUCAGAAGAAUAUUUCAGAAUUACAUGAACUCAUUAGUGAGUUAGAAGUGGCUAAAAAUGUUGAUUCAAAAGAGCUGAAGGAAUUACUAAAUAAGCACAAAGAUUUCAUAGCUCGUCUUACUGAAGUUGAUGCUUUUAUCUCAAACGAGAAAGAAAGGCAACCAGUUCUGGUCACGAAGACUGUGUAUGAGACAAGUAGAGAGGAAGAAAUCGUACGAAGUUUACAUUCUCGAGUCAAAUUGAUUUUAACGUAAAAAUUGUUUUCUCAACAAACAUCAUAUCUUUCAUGAGAAAGCUUUACAGGUUUUUUUGAUGCAUUGUUCAACCAAACGAUUUGUUAUCACAUAAUCUUAAAAAAAUAAUUGUAUUUAUUCUAUAUAACCAUUAUGUAAAUAUUUGAAAAUCGUAGUUACAUAGACGCGAUUAUUAGCCUGGCUAACGGCAUUACAUUUUACAGGAUAUUGUACAUUUAAUAAAUAAAAGAUAUUUACUUCAAUGCUCAAAAAAA